ACGGCGCGUUAACACGAACCAACAGCUGUUUGUGUUAGCAGCAGUAACCUAGCCUAACGUGGGGAGUUUAUCGACGGAGUAUUGUUCAGUUUAAGGUUUCGUUAAAUAGACAUGUUAGGCUUAGACCUCGCCAUUGGACAAUGCAGUUAGUUAGCUUGUGGUAGAAGUAUGGCAUGAGUCGUCUCUGUGAAUUACACGGAGACCAACAGGACCAGCAGUCACAUUGGGCUUUUACUUACCGCUAGCAGGAGCUCCCAAAACACAUUUAUGUCAAAGGGUGGUGUACUGAGUUGGUGAAGCAGUGAUCAGCUGUGGAGUAAACAGAGACAGACAACCAGACAUGGCGUCACUGGGGAGUAGCAGUUCUUCAGCCACUGAAUAUACUGUGCGAGUUCCCAAGAACACCACCAAGAAGUACAGCAUCAUGGCCUUCAAUGCAGGAGACAAAGUAAACUGCUCCACCUGGACUCAGGCUCGUAUGGAAAGAGACAUGAGUGCUCGGCGGAUGUAUGGGGAGGAGGAGAUGCCGGAAGGCGCAGCUGGGAGUGAGUUUGGCAAGAAGCAGCGGGAAGAGGCACGGCGGAAGAAAUUUGGUAUUGUGACACGCGAGUUCAAAGUGGAGGAUCAGCCCUGGAUCCUCAAGGUCAACGGCAAAGCUGGCAAGAGGUUCAAAGGUCAGAAGAAGGGCGGUGUUACAGAGAACGCAUCCUACUACAUCUUUACACAAUGUCCCGAUGGAGCCUUUGAGGCCUUCCCUGUCCAUGGCUGGUACAACUUUACACCGCUGGCAAAGCACCGCACUCUCACUGCUGAGGAAGCUGAGGAGGAAUGGGGCAGGAGGAACAAAGUGGUGAACCACUUCAGCAUCAUGCUUCAGAGACGUCUGCGGGAGCAGGAACGUGGCGAGGAGGAGGAAGAUGAGACUGAGAAGGCGGGGAAAAAGAAGAAGAAGAAGGGGGGUGGGCGAGGGGGCGACCUGCGCAUCCAUGACCUGGAAGAUGACUUGGACAUGAGCAGCGAUGACAGCGACAGCAGCAUGGGAGAAGAUGGAGAGGGCAAAUCAAAGGCAAAGAAAGAGAAGGAGGCGAAAGGGAAAGCAAAGAAGAAGAAGAGGAAGAGCAGUGAAAACGAGGCCAUGGAAGACAGUGAUGAUGGUGACUAUGAGGGCCUAGAGGUGGACUACAUGUCAGAUGAAAGCAGUUCAGAGGAGGAGCCAGAGAAAGCAAAGCCCAGCAAAGGAGAGGAACACCCCAAAGGAAUUGACGAGGCAUCUGAAAGCGAGGAAGAGAGCGAGGAAGAGAAGCAGAAUGAGGAGGAAGCAAAAGAGGAGGAUGAGGAAGAGGAUGGAAAAAAGACCCCAGUCCAAAUGGAGAAAAAGAAGAAAAAAGACAGCAGUGGAGAAUCAGACAGCUCAGACGACAGCGACAUUGAAGGAGAAGCAGCCUCCGCUCUGUUUAUGGUGAAAAAGCGCACACCUCCCAAGCGUGGAGGUGGGCGUGGCUCUGGCGGCAGCUCCAGGACUGGCAGUCGCCCUGGGACACCAUCCAUAGACUCUGCUGCCACUUCCAAUACGCUCCGUGCUGCUGCCAACAAGCUUGAGCAAGGUGCUCGUAAGAGGCAGCCCCAGGGUCCUGGCACUGACACACCAGCUGCCAAAAGGCUGAAAAUGGAGCCCAGCAGUCAGAGCCCCGCUCCCUCAGGAAAGAGCACGCCCCAGCCCCAGUCAGGCAAAUCCACCCCCAGCUCCAGUGACGUGCAGCUAACAGAGGAGGCAGUCCGGCGCUACCUGAUCCGCAAGCCCAUGACGACCAAAGACCUGUUGAAGAAGUUCCAGACAAAGCGCACAGGCUUGAGCAGUGAGCAGACAGUCAAUGUGUUGGCGCAGAUCUUAAAGCGCCUUAAUCCAGAGCGCAAGAAUGUAAAUGACAAAAUGCACUUCUACCUCACUGAAUAACCACAGAGUGGAGAAGAUUGGGGGUAGAAAAGAUGGGAGGGGCUGGCAGUGAAUUCCUCUUCGGGACUAAUGAAAUAGAUUGAUAAGAUGGAGGAAAAGGGGUUUUCCAGUGGUUGUUGAACACUGGUGGUGUCCUUGCCCUGUAGCUUUCUCAAAUCCAAGAUUAUUUCACACAUGCAUGAAGGUAUCUGUUUUCUAACAAAAUUCUGACAACUGAAGGUGUGUUUUUGUGUCUGUUUGGAGAAGAUAUGAGAUGCCAUGAGAAUUGAGGCAGACACUUGAAUAAUAUUUUGUUAAGAAUCUUACAUUUGUUUUCCAUAUUCACAAAUCCUCAAUUAAAUAAUGCAGGCCUUUUUAUACGGUGUGAAAAACACUGCUCAUAAACCCUGUGUGGACUUUGUCUACUUGUAAACAGUUAGUUAUAAAUUAGUGAAUUUCUUUGCUAGACACUUUUCUAAUAAAGUCUAAAAUCUGC
Messenger RNA from Myripristis murdjan (pinecone soldierfish), 2429 nucleotides. RefSeq names its product general transcription factor IIF, polypeptide 1 (gene gtf2f1). Gene Ontology annotation, molecular function: DNA binding; RNA polymerase II general transcription initiation factor activity; TFIIF-class transcription factor complex binding. The transcript is spliced from 14 exons. Gene Ontology annotation, cellular component: transcription factor TFIIF complex; nucleus. Bases 341 to 1954 code for a protein of 537 amino acids. Lineage: Eukaryota; Metazoa; Chordata; Actinopteri; Holocentriformes; Holocentridae. The record is from RefSeq and is a predicted model, not a curated record. Gene Ontology annotation, biological process: positive regulation of transcription elongation by RNA polymerase II; transcription initiation at RNA polymerase II promoter.